Messenger RNA from Seriola dumerili (greater amberjack), 381 nucleotides. RefSeq names its product lymphocyte antigen 6 complex locus protein G6d-like. The transcript is spliced from 3 exons. Lineage: Eukaryota; Metazoa; Chordata; Actinopteri; Carangiformes; Carangidae. The record is from RefSeq and is a predicted model, not a curated record. The coding region runs from base 31 to 381 and encodes 116 amino acids.
AAGAAAUUGCUAUUGGUCUGUGCAGCCUUUAUGGCAAUGGUUGUUACAGGUGAGUCCCUGACCUGCAACACCUGCAGGGUGGGGAUCGCAGGUAAAUGUCUGUUCAGCUCCACUGAAACCUGCAGCGACUCUCAGUCCAGCUGCUACUGGGGAAACCUGGCCUUCAACGUCAGCAGUUUGAUCAGCCUGCAGACUCGAGGCUGCCUGGCCUCCUCCCUCUGCAACCAAACUGAAAUGGGAUCCCUCCUGACUGCCGGAUACACCGUCAACAGGACCUGCUGCAGCACCGACUGCUGUAACGGAGCCGCAUCCAUCCAGUUCUCUCUCACUGCUGCUGUGGGCGCCGCCCUACUGGCUGUUUGGAGCAACUUGAGCCUUUAA